Hyaloscypha bicolor E is the source of this 3288-nucleotide messenger RNA. RefSeq lists its product as uncharacterized. The record is from RefSeq and is a predicted model, not a curated record. The transcript is spliced from 3 exons. Bases 84 to 3185 code for a protein of 1033 amino acids. Lineage: Eukaryota; Fungi; Ascomycota; Leotiomycetes; Helotiales; Hyaloscyphaceae.
CUAAUUCAUUAAUUAUUUUCCAGUGUCCAGUGUUAGAGCUUCCCCCAAAUCCAGCCUACCAUUCCAAUCUAGCGACCUGCGUCAUGGCCGACGUUGAAGCUCCCCAAGUCGCCCAUCAGGACGAAGCUCCUGCGGACAUCUUAUCUGACCAUGACACUACUGGGGUAACAUCGGAAAUCGACCCCGAGACUGAGAAAGAAGCCCCGCCAAAGGAGGCUGCCAAUGGCGUCAAGAAGGAGAAUGUUCCCCCAAAGCGUGGCAUUGCUCCGAAGCGGCCAGGCACAACGGCAACCUCGUCUGCAACGAAGCCCACGACAUCAUCUGCCACUCGAACAACGGCUGGUGGGCUUUCCAAACCUCCAACCCGACCACCUGUUGGUUCUUCUGUUCGAAAGUCGACAAGCAGCGCCACCGCCCCCACAUCUGCCAGUGCUGGACAUAAAUCCACUCCCUCAACAGGAGGUGGAUCUGGUGAUGAGAAGAAGAAGCCGCUUGCAGCAGCAGCUCGGAGAACCUCUCUAGCAACCUCAGGUGCUCAUCACACUCCUGUGAAGUCGGAAACGCUGGCCGAAAAGCGAGGAACCACGACUACCUCUUCGACCACCGCUCGGAAGCCAGCGACUUCAGUGAGCGCAUCGAGCCCUAAGCCCGCCCUCAAACCUUCAACAUCGAGCACAUCCAGUACAUCUACGCGGGCCCCUCUGACUUCAAGCACUUCUGCGAGCAGGUCUGCACCGGUUGCUAAGCCAGCAGCCUCCAGUGUUGUUGCAGAUACGAAGAAGCGCCUUUCGACAAUAUCAGGGUCGCCAAGUGCUUCAAAGCCCGCCGCACGCCCAGCACACUCAACGACUGCCGUCUCAUCGAAAGAAGUGGACGAACUGAAGGCAAAGUUAGCAGACAGCGAGACCCGAGUCGAGGAACUUCAAAAAGAGAUUGCGUCUUCCCAAGAGAAAUUGCUGGAGCUGGGAAAACAAAUUGAAGAGGAAGCGAAGCGUGUGACCGAGACAGAAGAGACUCUUGGGGCACAACACCAUGAAUUGGUCGAGAAGCUGCGCGCAAAACACAAGGCCGAUGUCGAGGAACUUCAAGCUCAAUUGGCUGAGGCUGAGGCUGCUAAGGCGACUGCUCAUGAGUCGUCCUUGAAAGCUAUCGAAGAGGCACACCAGGCUGCAGCUGCGAAGGGAACUUCAGAGACAGCGGAGGCCCUUAAAAAGCUGACCGCUGAACAUGCCUCCGCCGUUGAAGCACUCAAUUCCGAAUUAGCUAGUGCUAGAGAGGCCAAUUCCGCUUCCUCGAAGCUUUCCGCCGAGAAGGAAGCUGAAAUUACAGCUCUUAAAUCCCAAAUUGCACAAGACGAGACAAAGCUGGAGUCGUUGAUCGCUGAGCACCAGACAACACUGGACGAUUUGAAGAAGUCGCUAGCCGCUGAGCAUGAGUCUGCCGUAGCUACACUAAAAUCUGAUCAUUCUGCAGAGCUUGUGAAGGGCACCACGGAGGCUUCGUCUGUAUACGAAAAGCAACUUGCAGACCUUACCCAAAAGCAUGAGGCUUCUAGUAGCGAGCUUCGAAGCAAACUCGAGGCGGCAGCUGCCGCGCAGACCGCUUUGGAAGCUUCACAUAAGCAAACGCUGGACAGUCACCAAACGGAGUCAGCGGCAAUUAUUUCAAAAUUGGAGGUAGAACUUGCUACUUUGGAGGAGAAGGCAAAGGCUGACUCGGAUUCGUUGGCAAAGUCAACCAAGGAGGUUCAAGCAUUAGGAGAAAAGUCCACGUCAACUCAGAAACAACUCGCUUUAGCCCAGGAAGAACUUGGUGCCACUUCAAAGAAGCUUCAGGCUUUGCAGCUCAAGAGUUCAGAAGAUGGAAAGGCAUUAGAGACAGCAAAGGCUGAUCGGGCCAAGGCUGAGCAAGAAGUUACAUCUCUUCAACAGAUGAUGGACACAUUUGAUGCGGAUGGAAGGAGCAGGGAUGAAUUGCACAAUAAGGUGAAGGCAGAGCUUGCCGCUACCGUGAAGAGUCUCGAAGAUAAGACCAAAGAGAUAGCAUCGCUGCAACAGAAACACCAAAAGGAAGUCGAACAGCACCAAAAACAACUUGAAAACGUUUCCAACGACUACCAAAAGGAAAUCGACUCGUUGCAAGGCAAUUCCGGUGUCAGGGAGGAAUUGGAUGCUCUUCAGGCAAAGCAUGAGGAACUCAUCAAGUCCCAUACUGAUGCUACUACAACUCAUGCUAAGGAGUUGGAAAAACUUAAGCAAGACCAUGCCGCAGCUAUUGUUGUCUUUGAUGAUAGAGAGACCGCACAGGCAAAGUCAGUCGAGGAACUGAAGACUACUCAUGCAAAGGCACUCGAGGAUCUGAAGACUACUCACGCAAAAAAAUUGGACGAGGCUCACGACAGAGCAACCACUGCUGUGGACGCCACUCAUGCUAGCGAGGUGAAAGAGAUCCACGCAAGCUAUUCCGAACAAAUAGCCACCCUGAAGGAGCAGCAUGGGGCAAGUCAAGCGAGUACGUCUUCGGAUGCCGAGAAGCAAAAGGCCACUGUGACUGCGUUGCAGGCCGAAAUUGCAGAGACGAAUUCUUCCUUACUCAAGGCGCACGCUGAAUUGGAUGCUCUGAAGCAGGAUCUAGCUCGUGAGAAGAUGGAAAAGGCUUCUGCUCAGGCCGACCUGGAAGCUGCUAAGAGCAAGAAGCCAGAUACAUCCGAAGCAGAUGCUCUCCGCAAGGAACUUCAAGCUUUGAAAGACCAACACCAAGCAGCUCUUAUGACUGCUCAACAGGAGUCAGCAAAAGCCACAGAAGAGCAUCUAGCUACGAAGGCGUCUCUCGAGAAGUUGCAGGCUGAACUGGCUAGACAGAAGGAGGAAAGCAAGUCUGACUACAACUCCUUGCAUGAUUCCAUGGGUCAGCUUGUCGAAGAGGCAACCAAGAAGGCUGCGGAUGUUGAAACUCGAUUGAAGGAGGCCGAAGCCAAUCUCAAAGUGAAGGAUGCUGAGCUUGCUGAGGUAAAGACCAAGAACACCGCACUUCCUUCACCCAAGACGCCCACAACUGCCAAGGGGCUUGCUGCCAGCAAAUAUGCUGAGGAAGACGAUGCUGCUCCAGCUAAGUCAGAUGCGGUGGAAGGUGAGCAUGACAGUUCAUCAGCCGCAUUAGCAUCGGUCCGGCAACCUUUCUCCUAAUCCUGUUUUCCUUUAGACCAUUCUCUUGCAAAAUCUUCUCAAUCUUCGACUUCCCCAGCUGCACGGCCGCAAAAGGACAAACCUGCUGACGGCUUUAUUUUUG